GGGCGCAUUCAGUUAAAACGGCACUUUCCGAGCAGAGAGCAGCAGGUCAGCCUCUCACACCGGACAAUACAGCUCAGGACAGUCCAGGAUCACCAUGCUGCUGCUAGCCAUACACUGGAUUUUUAGCUCCUCCGUUUGUUUUCUUCUUCCAACUUGCGUGAUCGGCUUCAACCUGGACACUAGUCAUGUUGUGAGGAAAGACGGUGAACCGGGGAGUUUGUUUGGUUUUUCCAUGACCAUGCACCGGCAGCUCAACCCGGAUAAAAGAAUGUUGUUGAUUGGAGCCCCAAAAGCCAAAGCGUUAGGAGUCCAAGAAGCUAAUAUCACUGGAGGUCUUUACAAGUGUGAGCUCACCCAGUCCAGUGACUGUGAACGUGUUGACUUUGACGGUGAAGAGGACAUCCGUGUGGAGAAUAAGGAGGACCAGUGGAUGGGGGUAACAGUGCAGAGCCAAGGACCAGGAGGGAAGAUUGUGACAUGUGCCCAUCGUUACCAGAGAAGGCUGUUUAUGAACACCCCUCAGGAGUCCCUGGACAUCACAGGACGCUGCUAUGUUCUGAGCCAGAACUUGACCAUCGACACCUCGUCUGAUGAAGACGGAGGAAACUGGAACUUCUGCCAGGGCCGGGCCCGAGGACACGAGAGGUUUGGCUCCUGUCAGCAGGGACUCGCUGCUGCUUUCACCAAGGACUAUCGCUAUGUGAUGUUUGGAGCUCCUGGAGCAUACAACUGGAGAGGUAUUGUGCGAGUGGAGCAAAAGAACAACACUUUGCUGGAGAUGGGCAUAUACGACGAUGGGCCAUAUGAGGUAGGAGAUGAAAACCUGCUGAACCCAGAACUGGUCCCUGUUCCUGCAAACAGCUACCUCGGCUUCUCUCUGGAUUCAGGCCACAGUAUCAUGGCAGGUGGUGCUCUGACGGUGGUUGCUGGAGCCCCCAGAGCCAACCACAGUGGAGCAGUGGCUCUGCUGGGGAAGGGGCCUCAAGGCUCCCCCAGACUGUCUUUGGUGCACACCCUACAGGGGCCUGGCCUGGGCUCCUCUUUUGGAUACGACCUGGCUGUAGUCGACCUCAAUCAUGAUAAAUGGCAGGACAUAGUGGUGGGUGCGCCUCAGUUCUACCUGAAAGACGCCGAUGUUGGAGGAGCAGUUUUUGUCUACAUCAACAAGGAAGGGAACUGGGACCAGGUCACUCCUAUUCGGCUCAAUGGGACCAAAGAUUCCAUGUUUGGACUGGCCGUCAAAAACAUCGGUGACAUCAACCAAGACCAUUAUGAAGAUAUUGCUGUAGGUGCUCCUUUCGAUGACAACGGAGCAGGAAAGGUUUAUAUUUAUCACGGUUCAGCUCAAGGCAUCAACACCACUCCUGCACAGGUUCUCUCUGGAAAAGAAAACAAUAUUAAAUUCUUUGGAUAUUCCCUGGCUGGAAACAUGGAUUUGGAUAGCAAUUCGUACCCAGAUCUGGCUGUGGGAUCGCUGUCAGAUGCUGCAUUGAUUUACAGGGCACGACCAGUCAUUAGCAUUUGGAAAGAUGUCAAAAUAACUCCACGGGACAUUGACCUCACAAUUAAAACCUGUGGCAACAGUAUUUGCUUCUCAGUGGAUGCGUGCUUCAGUUACAGAUCAAACCAUGCCUCAUACAGCCCUAGAUUAACUAUCAACUACUCUGUGGAGGCUGACACAGCUCGUUGGAAACAGGGCCUCCCCUCCAGAGUCGUGUUUUUGAGCAAAUCUAGCUCAGAAAAUGACUUCAUCCAUAAUGGCACUUUGGAGCUACGUGGACAAAACCAGGAAACAUGCAUUAAGCUAAAAGCCAAGCUGAAGGACAAUAUUAAAGACAAGAUGCACAGUGUUCCCAUUGAAGUGUCUGCAGACAUUAUGGGUCUGAAACGGCAGAAGUCAAGGAACGGCAUCCCACAGCUUAUGCCCAUUUUGGAUCCAUCCAUGUCCAGCAAAGAAAUCAGUGAAAUAAACUUUUUAAAAGAAGGCUGUGGUCCGGAUCAGAUUUGCCAGAGUAAUCUGAAGAUGAAUUAUGAAUUAUACUACAAGCAAAACAACCAAGGAACAUUUUCACCCAUACCUGUCAAAAAUGGCAUCCCAGUAUUUUACCUGAACUAUGAGAAGAAGGACUUGGCUGUGAAAGUGACAGUGAACAACAAGAAUGGAGAUGAUGCGUAUGAGGCAAAGCUGACUGGGCUAUUCUCAGAGAAUCUGACCUAUUCUGGAGUGCGCUCACAGGACAAACAGAUUCUGUGUAAUGCGAACCAGAAUGGGUCUCUGGCCGAGUGUGAGCUGGGAAAUCCUUUGAAAAGAGACUCAGAGGCUGUGCUGUACAUCCUCCUGAGCACAGCAAGUCUCACUUCAGACACAGAAGAGAUGAACAUAGACCUGGAGCUCCAAACGACCAGUGUACAAGAAAACAUUGCUUUUUCUGUGAAGGUUCGAGUGAUAAUUGAGGUUCCAUUAACAGUGACUGGGUUGGUUAAUACAAAUACAGUGCAUUUCGGUGGUACUGUCAUAGGAGAAAGCGCCAUGAAAACAGAAGAAGACAUCGGGAGUUUGAUAAGCUACAAGUUCACAAUAAAUAAUUUGUGGAAGAAGUCUACUCCUGCCUCACUAUACAUCCACUGGCCAAAGUCGGUGAAAAAUGGGAAAUGGCUUUUGUAUUUGGUAAAAAUUACAGCUAAGGAAGGAACAAAGGACAUUAUCUGCACUCCAAAGUCUGAAAUAAAUCCUCUUAAACAUAUUAAGGAGUCUUCUUCAUCCAGGACAAAGCGAGAGAUUGGAGAAAGAAAAAUAGCUGAGAGAUCUGCAGACCAGAGAAAAGUUUUGUCCUGUGAGAAUGGUCUGCAGUGUGUGUUACUCAAGUGCCCCCUGGAGGGAUUGGACGGAACUACAGUUGAGCUCAAAUCGCGCUUGUGGAACUCGACUUUUCUUGAGGAUUACAUUUCUUCUACACCUCUGGAUAUCAUUGUGAAGGCCUCACUUGUGCUUCACACCUCUACAAAAAACACAGUCCUCAGAACACCAGACUCCAAUGUGACCGUGACCGUGUAUCCAGAGACCACCAUCACGCCGUACGGAGGAGUGCCCUGGUGGAUCAUACUGGUCGCUGUCCUUGCUGGCAUUUUAAUUUUAGCUUUACUUGUGUUUCUGCUUUGGAAGUGUGGAUUCUUCAAUCGCUCCAAGCAGGAGGACACAGUGGCUGUCCCUCGGUACAACGCUGUGCGGAUACGGAAGGAGUCUUUGGAAUAUAAAGACGGGAAAGUGAAACUUGAUGCUUUGGACAAAAAGCAAUGGAUGACCACUUGGAUCAACAAUGAAAGUUACUCAUGAUUUGAGUUAAACUCAGGUCCCUGGACUUUCUACACUGAACUAUUUUACUUCAUUGUAAACUUUGGCUCACCAUGAGCGAUAUGUAGAUGUGUUUUGAAGACACUGUCAACAUUUUGUAAGUUUUGUAAAUAAUGAAAUACUUGUGCAAGCACUGUAUAUUUAUUUUUUGAUAUUUGAAAUGCAAUUUUGCAGCCAAAAAUGUUUUGGCCUUGAAUCUGCGUAGCAGAACAAAUGACUGAGCUUUAUACUGUUAAAGGAGCUUUGCACCUACAUUUGGUCCGUGCGAAGAAGGUACACUGUAAAAUUAUGUGAAUGUAAGUAAAAUGUACAUUUUGGGUCCAGUUUUUUUUUUCUAUGCAAAAACAAUUUAUUUUACAAGGCUGAAUUCAGGUACAUUAAGUCUUCACAAAAUAAACAAUGUAUCUGGAGAAAGUCCCUGAAAGGACCAUUGAAACAGGUAGCAUCCACUGUACUGUAGCUCUGCACUGUAGAAAAAUUGGUUCUACAUUCAAAAGGGAAAAUGUGAUCUGUCUCAAUUGUUUUGUUGAAUAAUAAAACUGUUUACAAUGUCAA
Messenger RNA from Boleophthalmus pectinirostris (great blue-spotted mudskipper), 3907 nucleotides. RefSeq names its product integrin, alpha 6a (gene itga6a). The record is from RefSeq and is a predicted model, not a curated record. Gene Ontology annotation, biological process: cell-matrix adhesion; integrin-mediated signaling pathway; cell adhesion mediated by integrin. The coding region runs from base 95 to 3334 and encodes 1079 amino acids. Gene Ontology annotation, molecular function: integrin binding. The transcript has 25 exons. Gene Ontology annotation, cellular component: integrin complex; external side of plasma membrane. NCBI's taxonomy places the organism in Eukaryota, Metazoa, Chordata, Actinopteri, Gobiiformes, Gobiidae.